Drosophila albomicans is the source of this 1304-nucleotide messenger RNA. Its product is annotated as protein late bloomer. Lineage: Eukaryota; Metazoa; Arthropoda; Insecta; Diptera; Drosophilidae. Bases 282 to 974 code for a protein of 230 amino acids. The transcript is spliced from 5 exons. Gene Ontology annotation, cellular component: membrane. The record is from RefSeq and is a predicted model, not a curated record.
AAGAACUGUGGGUUAAUCGUACAACUGACGGCGAAGCGUCGCAACAAGAUGCGGCCAAACAAAAUCAGAUUAUGAUGAGUCGGUGCCGAGUAUUUGCCGUGCGACCAUUGCCGAUGCCUCAAGGUGUGCCGUAACCGAAAAAAACGUAUUGAAAAGCAAACAUUGUUUUGGUGCGAAACGAUUAACGUAAACUAAUUAAAAGUGUCAUCAGUGUGCGUGAGUGUCUCUUUUUUAUUUUGGUGUUUUGCGUAUCAUGUUCUAUAGUGUAAUCUAAGCGAAAAAUGUACUGCACAACGCGACUGCUAAGAUACGUUCUAUGUGUCAUCAAUUUGAUCUACGCUCUUAAUGGCUGUCUGCUCAUCUGGUAUGGCACCUGGCUGCUGGACACCAUUGUGGAGCAGCCAAAUCCCAUCGAUGAGGGCGAGAGAAUGGCAGCCAUACUCUGUAUUCUGCUUGGCUCCGUCAUCAUUUUGGCCAGCAUUUUUGGCACUGUUGCUUUGGCCAAGGAGUGCAAGAAAAUGCUCAUAAGUUAUGCAGUUCUUUUGUUGCUGCUAUUGGUCAUACAAUUCAUCAUGUUCAGCAUCAGCUUUUCAGCCAGCAGAGAUGCAUUGCCAGAGAGUCUGCGUCAGGGCUUCGACGAGCUUUGGGAUACACUCUCAAUGCGAAGCAACAGCACAUUAAACAUCUACGAGGAGUGGCUUCAUUGCUGCGGUCGAAAUAGCGCCGAGGAUUACAUCAUGCUGGACAGAGAAUAUCCUCCGAGUUGUUGCUUGCAACAGGAUUGCACAAAUCCGCAAAAUCUCUUUAUGGAUGGCUGUGAAAACAAAUUCAAGCAUUAUGUGAGCACAAAGACAGCCAAUUUCCAUACGCUCAGCUGGAUGUUAAUAAUCAUUGAGUUUGUUGGCUCUGUAGCUACCUGUUAUUUGGUGGAUAGCAUACGAAAUCAUCGCGAUCGCGUGCGAUUUUAUAAUUAAUGGAAAUUAAUAUUUAAUUGUUGACACUGUAUCCUGUAUUAUUAUUAUAUUCUUACUUCUACAUUUAGUUAGUUUUUUUGUGAUUGUACAUUUUUAAAUAGUUAACGAAAUAUUUUACUAUUUUACUACAUUGCAUUCAUUGAUAAAAAUAUCAAUGCCAGCGCACGGCAUUCAAUAAAAAGAAAAAAAUCACGUUGCGGCGUUGUAAAAUGACUCCUACGCAACAUUGCAAUAACAACAAACUAUAAAAUAAACCUGUUGGUAUUGACUAAUUUGCUGUAGACUGCAAGAUAAAUAUAAUAAAUUCAGCGAGAAAUAUCUGAAAACGAG